AGCAACUCCAUCUUCCCAGCUCCGCCGACCGCGCCGAGACGCGGGCGCAGUGGCCAGCUUUCCCCGUGGCAUUUCCCGUGACAGCUGCCGGGCUCCAUUCCCUGGGCUGUCGGAGGCCGGCAGGAAGCAAAGUUUGCCAGGAGCCGCGGGGUGACUUUCCUCGGGGACCCGCAUUCGUGCGUGUGCGAGCCGCCUCGGUGUGCGCAGAGCGUCCCCCAGGUUCUCGGGCAGUGGGUGCUGGGCUCCCAGCCCCUCCCUUCCCCGAGCCCCAUUCGGCGCUUUCUUUAGGAAAAGUGAUGACACGAACUAGUAGUGGAGGAUCGCCGGCUCCUGCUCCCCGCCCUGGGAAGGGAGGGGAGCCUUGGAGAACUUGUCAGUGAGAGCUGGAAGCAGGCUGCCGGGCUCAGCACCCCGAAAGGCGAAAGGCAGGAUUUAGGGGCAGGGCGCGGGGGAGCGGACGGGGCCCCAGCUGCUGGAUGCCGCGCUCUGACCUCGGCGAUGAGGGAACAGCCCUUAUCUGCCCGGCCCUCAUCUGCCCGGCUCUAAUUCUCCAGGCUGUGGUGGCGGUGGAAUGCCCAAACCAGGACAUGAUGGAAACAGGACUUGGAGAUCCUUUCAGAAUGCCGGAGGAAAGUUCUCCCAGGCGGACCCCGCAAAACGUUCCGUACCAGGACCUCCCUCAUUUGGUCAACGCUGAUGGACAGUACCUGUUCUGCAGGUACUGGAAACCCGCCGGGUCUCCCAAGGGCCUCGUCUUUGUGUCCCAUGGAGCCGGGGAGCACUGUGGCCGCUAUGAUGAACUCGCUCAGAUGCUGGUGGGGCUGCAACUGCUGGUGUUCGCCCAUGACCAUGUGGGCCAUGGACAGAGCGAAGGGGAGAGGAUGGUAGUGUCCGACUUCCACGUUUUCGUCAGGGAUGCCUUACAGCACGUGGAUGCUGUGCAGAAAGACCACCCGGGGCUGCCCGUCUUCCUUCUGGGCCACUCCAUGGGCGGUGCCAUCGCCAUCCUCACGGCCGCGGAGAGGCCAAGCCACUUCUCUGGCAUGGUUCUCAUUUCACCUUUGGUUCUGGCCAGUCCUGAGUCCGCAACGACUUUCAAGGUCCUUGCUGCGAAGGUUCUCAACGUUGUCCUACCAAACAUGUCCCUGGGCCCGAUCGACUCCAGCGUGCUCUCUCGGAAUAAGACGGAGGUCGACCUUUAUAACACGGACCCCCUCAUCUGCCGGGCAGGGAUGAAAGUGAGCUUCGGCAUGCAGCUGCUCAAUGCUGUCUCCAGGGUGGAGCGGGCCUUCCCCAAGCUGACCUUGCCCUUCCUGCUGCUCCAGGGCUCUGCUGACCGCCUGUGCGACAGCAAAGGGGCCUACUUGCUCAUGGAGUCCGCCAAGAGCCAGGACAAGACACUCAAGAUUUACGAAGGUGCCUACCACGUUCUCCACAAAGAGCUUCCUGAAGUAACCAACUCCGUCUUCCAUGAAAUAAAGAUGUGGGUCUCUCAAAGGACAGCAGCGGCGAGAACAGGGUCCCCACCCUGAGCGCACGUCCAGGCCCCCGGCCCACAGCUGGGGAAGUGGGCAGAGGAAGGGCAGAAGCUGACCUCUCAGAUGUGACUUAAAAAAAAAUUACGAAUUGGAGGAAUCCCUAGCAUAAUUCACUAAAGAAAAAAGGCACUCUUGUCCUACGUUAGGUUGUCCUGUCCCUGGAUCUACCUGAAGGGGUAGACUCUUUAUGCAAAAACAGAGAAGGGUCGUGAAGGCAGUUUUCCAGAGACGGAAUGUGCUGGAAUAUCCUUAAAACACAGCACAGCCUCUGCCCUGCCUCUCCUAGCUCCCGCAGGGUUCCCAGGGAUUCCUGGUGUUCCGGGACACCUGACUGCAAUAAUUGGAGGAGUCCCUCUCCUGCUCACCCCUCCAGCCACCUCCCACCCCCACCCCCACGGCCUCAGGCUGGCCUCUCUCUGGCCAUGGUGGUCGGCCCCAGCUUCCCAGGCAGACUCACAUGCCCCCUGAGGCCCAGAAAAUGCCUCACGCUUCCUCAGAAUGCAUCGCCCCCAUGACCCCUGUCAGCUCCCGGUCAGCAGGAGCUGGGCGUUGGGGUGGCAUGAAACAUGGCUGGAGACCCUGCUCUCCUUCCUUCCCUUCAGGGGGCCUGAGGCUGCCCACCGAGAGCUGGGUGUUCAGGGGCUGCCUUUCCUUCCAUGACUUGUUGUACUUGACACUGAGAUGAUUGUAUUGAAGAGGAAAGUAUCUUCUAAAGCAGAGACGAUGUGUAGACGGGUGGUGGGACCAAGGGGGCUCGUGCCUCCGCACAGGAGUGGGGACAAGCUAGCCUGGGGACCCUGUGCUAAAGGCAUCCAGGCACAACCCCGGAGGCAGGCCCCAGCGCCCGCAGUGGCAGUGGCAGUGGCAGGCUUGUCCCUGGCCCCCACUGCUUGGGCUCACAGCAGCCCCGGAAGCUCAGUGCUGGCAGCACAGCUACCUCUGGUGGCAGGAGAAGGGAGUCCCAACUCGGUGGCCCUGCAGCCAGGUGGGCGGUGGGCAGGCGAGGCUGGCGAAUAGGGCCAACCUUUCCUACUGAGGCCCGCACCUGACCGGCCUUUCUCAGGUGCCAACCCCCGCCCGCAGCCCUCACUUAGUGCCAGCAAUAAAGGGGAUCACUGCCCACUGCAGGAAUACCUUCCCUCUCAGUCAGCCUGGCCGUGACCUCAGGAGGCCCCUUAGUGUAACGAUGACUGUGUGGGGGCCGGGGCACUGGAGGGCAGUUGCUGGGA
Messenger RNA from Myotis lucifugus (little brown bat), 2767 nucleotides. RefSeq names its product monoglyceride lipase (gene MGLL). The transcript has 8 exons. The record is from RefSeq and is a predicted model, not a curated record. Bases 477 to 1532 code for a protein of 351 amino acids. Gene Ontology annotation, cellular component: membrane. NCBI's taxonomy places the organism in Eukaryota, Metazoa, Chordata, Mammalia, Chiroptera, Vespertilionidae. Gene Ontology annotation, molecular function: lipase activity.